AUGAGACCUUUUGGUAAGCGAACUUCCACUUCAACCAACCACUAACUGACAUCCCCCGCAGACUUCCUUUCUCUCCCCCCCUUAAUCACCCUCAUCCUCGCCAAUACCAAUCCCAAGCUCCCAGGUGCAAACAAAUGGUCGGGUCUCACAGCCCCCGGCGACGAAUUCCCGGGGUUCGUAGGAGGAGCAAUCCCCACACGAACACUUACGGGGCCAAUAACCCAUGACGAUAAUAGUGAUUACGACAUGCAUGGUAGAUUCGCGGCUACCAGCACUGAUCACGAUUUUGAAAACCACCUGCGACGUAUCUUUUAUGCGAAUGGGACGUUUCGGUAUAGGGAGUUUGUGGAUGGAUUGAAUGAGAGGGCGGCGAAUAGACGGGGGAAGGGGGUUUUGAGUCCUGGUCCGAGUGAGAAUGUAAGUUCUUUUCUUCUUCAUCAUGUUUAUUUAAGUUUCGAAGGGAAUGAGAAUGAUCAAUGGAAGACGGAAUGGGACUGAUGUGAAGUAGUGGGAUAACGAAAACUGGCACUGGCCCCCAACCUGCGAUCUUAGCGACGAGGGCACGUCGCUACGAAUCUACCACUCCAGUUACGCCAACACAAUCGACAACUACCUCAAAUUAAAUCACGACACCACCAUCACCAUCCAGCCGGGUACCUGGGUAAGCAUCGGUAUCAAGGGGUUCAUCCUGUGGAUCUACUGGGGCGAAGACGGACAUGGCGAUGAUGGACAGCCUGGGAGUGCACUAACCCUCCCGUUCACGUAUAUUCGCAAGGGGAUGCAGGAUAGAGAGGCCUGUGAAAGGACCCAGAUAGGCACUCCGGUUGAGAAGACGGGGUUUAUUGGCUGGCCGUUUUGUGUGUAUGAUGCGAGUGGACGGCCGCUGGAGAUUUGUGGCGAGAAGAGGCUUUAUAUGGGGAAGCUUGUUGAUCAUAUUUAUCCGGGGACUAUGGAUGCUUCCUGGACUGGGACGGAUUGGUAG
Molecule: messenger RNA, 982 nt
Organism: Hymenoscyphus albidus
Lineage: Eukaryota; Fungi; Ascomycota; Leotiomycetes; Helotiales; Helotiaceae
Source: the annotation of a GenBank genome assembly